AUGGCCCGCUGCAUCUACUACUUCGGAGAGUCCCAUUCUGAGAAGAUUUCCGACUUCAUUGUCUUUACUUUCUUCGAGGAGAGAGGGCGCGCAGAGAAGCGAAUGGAAUGCCUCUACUUGGACGCAGAACUCUCAAAGGAGAAGGAGGAAGAAGAAGAUGCACAACCUCGACAGCUCCACCGCCUUCUUCCCCACCUUCAACCCCCACCAACCUCGGCACCAUCUCUCUCCAAGCUAUCGACUUCCGCCACCACCCUCCGCCAACGGCUGCGCGUGUACGUGAACGGCCCUAUCAUCGUCGGAGCCGGCCCCUCCGGCCUCGCCACCGCCGCCUGCCUCCAACUCCUCCACCUCCCCUUCCUCCUCCUUGAGAAAGAGUCUUGCAUCGCCUCCCUAUGGCAUCAACGCACCUACGACCGCCUCAAGCUCCACCUCCCCAAGGCCUUCUGCAGCCUCCCCUUCAUGCCCUUCCCUGCCCACUUCCCGGACUACCCCACCCGCGACCAGUUCCUCGCCUACCUCGACGCCUACUGCCGCCACUUCCACCUCCGGCCGCGCUUCGGGCAAUGCGUUGAGUCGGCCACCUUCGACCACGUAACCGGCCUCUGGCACGUGUCCAUCAUGGGGGCAGAAUUUGAGUACCUGUGCAGGUGGGUGGUGGUGGCCACCGGCGAGAAUGCGGUGCCCGACCUCCCGGAGCUCCCCGGCCGCGAGGCCUUCAAGGGAAACGUGGUGCAUUCUGUAUGCUACAAGAACGGUGAAGGGUUGCGGGGGAAGGAGGUUCUGGUCGUGGGCUGUGGCAAUUCCGGCAUGGAAGUGUGCCUCGACCUCUGUGAGCACGGAGCCAAACCUUUCAUGGUGGUUAGGAAUGGUGUGCAUGUGUUGCCAAGGGACAUGUUUGGAGUUUCAACAUUUAGGGUUGCAAUGGCGCUGUCAAAGUGGCUUCCAUUGAAGAUGGUAGACAUGAUUUUGGUGUUCUUGGCAGAGAGAAUGUUUGGUUGCACUCAGGAGUGUGGGUUGAGAAGACCAGAAAUUGGGCCUCUAGAGUUGAAAAGAAAAACAGGAAAGACUCCAGUCUUGGAUGUGGGAGCAAUACCCAUGAUCAAAAGCAGAAAGAUCAAGAUUAUGGCUGCAAUUGAUACACUGACCACAAAUGGAGCAAAGUUUGUUGAUGGGAAGGAAUUGGAAUUCCAUUCAAUCAUUCUAGCUACAGGCUACAAGAGUGACUUCUCAUCAUGGCUCAAGGACUGCAACUCUUUCUCAGAGGAUGAGGAUGAGAAGAUUCAGACAAUUCCUUGCAAUUGGAAAGGGCAGAAUGGCUUAUAUUUUGUGGGUUUUGCUGGAAAAGGCCUUCAAGGCAUAAGAUUGGAUGCAGAGAGGACAACAGAUAAUAUAAGAAGACAAUGGACUGACUUGCCAGAAAAUAAGCAUUUCAUGGUGCAGAGCGAACUCAGAGGGACUUGGUAGAUCCGGAUUUGCCAGACGCAUCCAGGGAUCCAUCCACGACGAGAACGUUGCUGGAGAGCACCGAUGCGAAUAUGGGUGCGAAUCGAAGCUCUGGUCCAAAUGAAGUGCAAGUGAGAAGGUCUCGGCGCAUGACGAUAGGAUAGAGGUGUCAUAGGUUCAGCCCUCCCAGUGGCGGAGCCACGUAUAUGACCAGCUUCUCAAUUUUCUUUCAUUUUUACAUGAAGUUCGUUUAAUAUUUACUUUGUUAUACAUGUAAGUGCCCCUUCAGGUAUGAAAACCUG
Messenger RNA from Nymphaea colorata (pocket water lily), 1748 nucleotides. Its product is annotated as probable indole-3-pyruvate monooxygenase YUCCA4. The transcript has 6 exons. Bases 1 to 1467 code for a protein of 488 amino acids. Gene Ontology annotation, biological process: auxin biosynthetic process. The record is from RefSeq and is a predicted model, not a curated record. NCBI's taxonomy places the organism in Eukaryota, Viridiplantae, Streptophyta, Magnoliopsida, Nymphaeales, Nymphaeaceae. Gene Ontology annotation, molecular function: flavin adenine dinucleotide binding; NADP binding; N,N-dimethylaniline monooxygenase activity.